Molecule: messenger RNA, 321 nt
Organism: Copidosoma floridanum
Lineage: Eukaryota; Metazoa; Arthropoda; Insecta; Hymenoptera; Encyrtidae
Source: RefSeq, a predicted model, not a curated record
AUGCCAAACGUUGGGGGCCCACGAGAGGCUCAAAGACGGCUUCUGACCUCGGUCUCCAACUUGAUACUGCUGUACGGCGUGGAGUGCAUCAGAUCUCUAAGGAUCGCUUCCGCGUACCGCACGGUUUCCUCUGCUGCUGUUAUGGUGAUAGCACGAACGAUUCCGGUCGCGUUGCUUGCGCUGGAGCGGCGAAGGAAAUUCCGGGGCUCCGGUGACGAAAGUGAUGGUGACAGGCUGGCGAAAAUGUUGACGACGUGGCAACAGGAGUGGGACCAGGCUAGUGUGGGUAGAUGGACGCACCGGCUGAUCCUGAACCUGUGA